Messenger RNA from Myotis davidii, 2873 nucleotides. RefSeq names its product neural precursor cell expressed, developmentally down-regulated 9 (gene NEDD9). The transcript has 6 exons. Gene Ontology annotation, molecular function: protein binding. NCBI's taxonomy places the organism in Eukaryota, Metazoa, Chordata, Mammalia, Chiroptera, Vespertilionidae. Gene Ontology annotation, cellular component: cytoplasm; plasma membrane. The coding region runs from base 167 to 2629 and encodes 820 amino acids. The record is from RefSeq and is a predicted model, not a curated record. Gene Ontology annotation, biological process: cell surface receptor protein tyrosine kinase signaling pathway; cell migration.
UUGGAGCUUAGCUGUGCCUGAGCUCUGCGCUGCGACUGACAAACCGGCCCCAGCCCGGGACGUCUCACUUUCAUUUAGCACUGCACUCCAUGGAGGGGCGGACACGCCAGUGCUUCAUGCAGUCUAACUAGUGUGUCGGAAAACGGCUCAAUUCACCGCUGCCGAGAUGAAGUAUAAGAAUCUUAUGGCAAGAGCCUUAUAUGACAAUGUCCCAGAGUGUGCUGAGGAACUGGCCUUCCGCAAGGGAGACAUCCUGACUGUCAUAGAGCAGAACACAGGAGGACUGGAAGGAUGGUGGCUCUGCUCCUUACACGGCCGACAAGGGAUUGUCCCAGGCAACCGGGUGAAGCUUCUCAUUGGCCCAGUACAAGAGACCUCCUCCAGUCAGGACCAGCCUACGUCUGGACUGAUGCACCAGACCUUUGGCCAACAGAAGCUCUAUCAAGUGCCAAACCCACAAGGUGCUCCUCGAGACAUCAUCUACCAAGUACCACCUUCCUACCAAAAUCAGGGAAUUUAUCAAGUACCCACUGGCCAUGGUACCCAGGAACAAGAUGUGUAUCAAGUACCACCAUCAGUGCAAAGAGGCAUUGGAGGGGCUAAUGGUCCCCAUUUUAGUAAAAAGGUGGUAACCCCCGUGCGGACAGGCCAUGGCUAUGUGUACGAGUACCCAUCUAGAUACCAAAAGGACAUCUACGAUAUCCCUCCUUCCCAUUCCACUCAAGGGGUAUAUGAUAUCCCUCCGUCAUCGGUGAAAGGCCCGGUGUUUUCAGUUCCAGGGGGAGAGAUGAAACCUCAAGGGGUCUAUGACAUCCCUCCUACUAAAGGGGUAUAUGCCAUUCCACCCUCUGCUUGCCGAGAUGAAGCAGGGCUCAGGGAAAAAGAGUAUGAUUUCCCCCCUCCAAUGAGACAAGCUGGAAGGCCAGAUGUCAGACCUGAGGGCGUGUAUGACAUCCCCCCGACCAGUACCAAACUGGUGGGAAAUGACCUUCACAUGAAAUAUAACUGUGAUGCUACGGGAGCUGCUGAACUGGUAGCACAAAGACACCCAAGCAUUUCCCUGAAACACCCACCCUCACUGCUGGGACUGUCAGGGGGCACUCAGAAUGAUGCGUAUGAUGUCCCUCGAGGGGUACAGUUUCUGGAACCACCAGCAGAAACCAGUGAGAAAGCAAACCCUGAAGAAAGAGACGGUGUUUACGAUGUCCCUCUGCACAACCCAGCGGACGCCAAAAGCACUCAGGAUGUGGUAGAUGGCAUCAACCGAUUAUCUUUCUCCAGUACAGGCAGCACCAGGAGUAAUAUGUCCACAUCUUCCACCACCUCAAAGGAAUCUUCACUCUCAGCCUCCCCAUCUCAGGACAAAAGGCUCUUUCUGGACCCAGACACAGCCAUUGAGAGACUCCAUCGGCUCCAGCAGACCCUGGAGAUGGGCGUCUCCAGCCUAAUGGCACUGGUCACGACCACGGACUGGAGGUGCUAUGGAUACAUGGAACGACACAUCAAUGAGAUACGCACCGCAGUGGACAAGGUGGAGUUGUUCUUGAGGGACUACCUGCAUUUUGCCAAGGGCGCUGUAGCAAAUGCUUCCUGCCUCCCGGAACUCAUUCUCUACAACAAAAUGAAGCGGGAGCUGCAGAGAGUGGAAGACUCCCACCAGAUUCUGAGCCAAACCAGCCAUGACUUAAAUGAGUGCAGCUGGUCCCUGAAUAUCCUGGCGGUCAACAAGCCCCAAAACAAGUGUGAUGAUCUGGACCGCUUUGUGAUGGUGGCAAAAUCGGUGCCUGAUGAUGCCAAGCAGCUCACCACAACAAUCAACACCAAUGCAGAAGCCCUCUUUAGGCCAGGCCCCGGCAGCUCCCAUGUGAAGAAUGGGCCCGAGAGCAUCAUGAACUCCACUGAGUACCCCCAUGCUGGAUCCCAGAUGCAGCUGCUGCAUCCUGGAGACCACAAAACCCAGCCCCUCAACAAGGCGGUGCCCCUACACCUGAGCAAGGAUCAGCCCGUAGCUGACUGUAGCAGCAGUGAUGGCUCUGAAAGGAGUUGGAUGGAUGAUUAUGACUAUGUCCACCUACAGGUAAAGCAACCAGACUCCAAUCUGCUUUUGUCUUCCUUGCAGCUAAGUCAGUUCCAGUUGUUGGAACAAGAAAUUACAAAGCCUGUGGAAAACGACAUGUCAAAGUGGAAGCCCUCUCAGAGCCUCCCCACCGUAAACAGCAGCGUGGGCACUCAGGAUCGGCAGUUGCUUUGCUUCUACUAUGACCAGUGUGAGACCCAUUACAUUUCCCUUCUCAAUGCCAUUGACGCUCUCUUCAGCUGCGUCAGCUCCGCCCAGCCCCCGCGGAUCUUCGUGGCACACAGCAAGUUUGUCAUUCUGAGCGCGCACAAACUGGUGUUCAUUGGCGACACGCUGACAAGGCAGGUUGCUGCCCAGGACAUUCGCAACAAAGUGAUGAACUCCAGCAACCAGCUCUGCGAACAGCUCAAGACUAUAGUUUUGGCGACUAAGAAGGCCGCCCUCCACUACCCCAGCACUACGGCCUUGCAGGAAAUGGUGCACCAAGUGACAGACUUGUCCAGAAACACGCUGCAGUUCAAGCGCUCUUUGCUGGAGAUGGCAACGUUCUGAGAAGAAAAGGAGGACAGGGGGACUGAGUGGGUUACUAAGGAAAACUGGAAAUACUAUCUGGUUUUUGUAAAUGAUAUCUAUUUUUGUAUAUAUUUUAUAUGGAAAUGAAAUAUUUUAACAUUUUAUGGGUUAGACAACAUUCAGAACUUCAGGGAGCUAGAGAGGGAACUUUGUGUGUGUGUGUGUGUGUGUGGUUCUUGUGUACACAUGUAAGCAUCCCGAACAUAAACUGUACAGAAACUUG